ACCGAUUUGCCACAAACUACCACCAGCUUAUAUACGAAUAUGAUAUCUCGUUCCUUGAAACUGGUUUGAGCCCAAUCUGGUGUUAACCAUUGAGACGCAAGUAGUCGUUAUCGCUUGUAUAUUUUAGCGUAUUACAGUUUAUGGCUUUCUAAGUUUUUAAGUAUUACUAUAUGAUAAUAAAAAAACUGAAUGAACAGUUAUUAAGGGUAUUAUAGGGAUUUUACAUCUUAAUCACUUCAAAUGAAUCCAGAUUAGAGAGAUGGAUACAGAGAGAACGCACCUAUACCACGGCAGAGACAGAGAGAGAGGAGCGGCGGAGAUAGAGGAACCAGCCAUCGUCUCCCGUCGGCCACCCUCUUGGCCUUCGGUCAGACCGGUGGUGGGUUGUGGUGGUUAAGACGCGUGAAUCGAUGGUAGAAGACGGUGGUAGACGAGGUUGGCGGUGAUGUUGUGGUGGUUUUGACGUGGGUAACGAUUGCAGAAGGUAGUGGUGGAUGCGCAUUCCACAGUCAUAGUUUGCCGGAGAUAAUGUUAUCGGUCUCGAUGAAGGCGACAGUGACGAUUGCGGGUUCUAGGGUUCCGGCGAGUGUGCCCAUGACUCUCAUCGGACAAUCUACAGAUAGAAUGAGAGACUUGAAGGUGAUCUUGAACAACCACAACCUCAGUGACAUGAAUCGGUGCUCCGACGAAGUCGGCUAGGUUCCACCGUUAAUCUUCAGCGUUAGUUAUGGGAUCAGGCCAUGCUUCCACUUUGGACUCUUGGAUUCUUGGAGGGGCAUUUUUAUUUCAACAGACCCUUUUCUUUGCUUUUCUUAUUUUUUUUCCCAGAGGUGUUGGCACCACUACCAAUAGGAUUAUCAGUCUUCAUGGUGCACUUGGCAACCAUUCCGAUCACCGACACUAGAUUCAACCCAGCCAGAAGCUUUGGCGCUGCUGUGAUUUACAACGACGACAAGGCCUUGGUGAUCAUUGGAUUUCCUGGGUUUGGGCGUUUUUGGGCACAGCUGCAGCGGCUUUCUGCCAUCAGUUUGUGCGCAGGGCAGCGGCCACUAAAGCACUUGCAUAGGUAGAAUAUGGUGCAUCAUCAAUGGUGUCUUUGACAAUAGCGUAGCAAAAAAAUCAAGAUAUUAAUAUUUCAGCGACACAGCCUCGCAUGGGUUCAAGAUGGUAUGUGGUGUGGGGAUUCUGUAUAGUUAUCCUGAGGUUAUUAAUCUACCUUCUAUUUAUUUAUCGUUUCGAUUCUAAAUACAGGUUCAAAAACAUCCUCUUAUUAGCUCUUUAGUGAUCAGUUAGAGUCUAACUGAGGAAAGUCUUGGGUGGUUGUAACUACUGUUUCUUGAUUAGUAAUUCAUUAGGACGAGUUACGCAUUUUCUUAAGAUUCAUUUUCAUUAGAUUGUACGGUACUCUUUCUAUGGCACAAAGGAGCCAUUCAGUUCUGCUCCAUACCGGCUGUUAUGGCUCAGGUUGACUUUGACGCAUUGGUCGUCCAACUUGACCUUUUAAUUUUUAAUACUAUCUUGAACCUAGGUCCAACACCGCCUCAAAUAGGUUCAAGAUGUUUCAAGUUUUUA
This is a messenger RNA of Helianthus annuus (common sunflower), 1572 nucleotides long. RefSeq lists its product as uncharacterized. Gene Ontology annotation, biological process: transmembrane transport. The record is from RefSeq and is a predicted model, not a curated record. The transcript is spliced from 5 exons. Gene Ontology annotation, molecular function: water channel activity. Gene Ontology annotation, cellular component: plasma membrane. The coding region runs from base 741 to 1070 and encodes 109 amino acids. Lineage: Eukaryota; Viridiplantae; Streptophyta; Magnoliopsida; Asterales; Asteraceae.